AACCUUGAAGGAUUGAGCCAAGAAGAGUGCAGAGAGUACCCCACUGCUGAGCUUGGCUGGGCCUUGAAGAAAAACAAGAAGACCGGGCGAUUUUCAGAACAUGCCAAAGAGUACCUCCUUCCACUGUUUCUUGAUGGAGAAGAGACAGGAAAUAAGAGCGACCCUGCCGUUGUUGCCUCAAACUUGAAGUCACUUCGUGGACCAGAUGACGUCAAAUUAUUUUUUUCUAAAGACUGGCUCAGCGCGCAACAAGUUACAUCAUACUUUUCACGUCUCGCAUCGGUCGCUAAGAGUGGAAAGCUUUCUUUAAACAAGAAGACUGUAAUAGAGGAAGAAGAUGUGCUCGAUGCCCUUGUUGAGAGAGGAGAACGAGAGUCCAUGCGAGAGAAAGUUUUUUACGUUGUGGACUUAUAG
This is a messenger RNA of Porites evermanni, 414 nucleotides long. The record is from the annotation of a GenBank genome assembly. NCBI's taxonomy places the organism in Eukaryota, Metazoa, Cnidaria, Anthozoa, Scleractinia, Poritidae.